AUGGCUACCGGUAUGCGGAGCGAUGAGGGCCUUAUCGCACAGAGCUCGUUUCAGAAUGACGGUCCGGUCUCGAGGACUCCGGGCUCUGGGCUGGAUCAGCGAUUGGAAUACGAUGAUUCAGAGAAUGUUGCGAGUCAGGAGGAUGUUCCGCCUGAUGGGGGGUAUGGAUGGGUGUGUACUCUGUGUGUUUUUCUGAUCAAUGCGCAUACUUGGGGUGUUAAUAGUGCAUGGGCUGUCUUCCUCGCACACUAUCUCUCCAAUUCGACAUUCCCCGAAGCCACGGAACUACAAUACGCCUUGAUCGGCGGCCUAUCUAUAUCUCAGGCCCUCCUGGUCUCCCCCAUCGUCUCACUAUCCAACCGGAAACUAGAAACCAGGCCUACGCUUCUCAUCGGAUCAAUUCUCGUGUUCGCUUCACUACUCGGGGCAUCCUUUUCAACUAAAAUAUGGCACCUAUUCCUAAGCCAGGGACUAUGUUUCGGAUAUGGGAUGGGAUUCUUGUACAUCACAGCUACAUCCAUCCUCCCAAAGUGGUUCUCCAGAAGACGCAGCCUCGUCCUUGGCAUGGCCACAUCCGGCGCCGGCAUAGGCGGGUUAGCGUAUAACCUAGGCGCCGGCGCAGGCGUUGAAAGCGUGGGUUUACCAUGGACAUACCGAAUCCUAGCAUUCUGCUCCCUCGCAAUGAACCUACUCUGUUCCGCCCUCCUCAAAGACCGCAAAAGCCCAACCCCAGCCCGGUCAGAAGGCAAAGCCUUCGACUUCCGCGAAUACGCCCGCAUCCAAGUCAUCCUAGUCGUCUCCUGGGGCUUCCUCACAGAACUCGGCUACAUCACGCUCCUCUACUCGCUUCCCAACUACGCCAUCUCCAUCGGCCUCUCUGCCCGCCAGGGCUCCAUCAUCGGCGCAAUGCUGAACCUCGGUCUCGGCGUCGGCAGACCCCUGGUUGGCUACUAUUCCGACGUGCUCGGCCGUAUAAACAUGGCCUCAGUAAUGACUUGCAUCUGCGGCAUCCUCUGCCUGGCCCUCUGGGUCCCAGCAAAAACCUUCCCGGUGCUCAUCGUCUUCGCGCUUCUCAGUGGCUCCGUCACGGGGACGUUCUGGUCGUGCUUUGCGCCUGUUACCGCGGAGAUUGUGGGAAUGCAGAGGAUGCCAGCGACGCUGGGGAUGAUUUGUUUCUCGUUGGUGUUGCCGACGACGUUUGCGGAGCCGAUUGCGUUGCAGAUUGUGGGGAGUUUUGGGUACUUGAGUUCGCAGGUUUUCGUAGGGUGUAUGUUUCUGGGGGGUGCGGUUUGUACGUUUGCGUUGAGGGCGUGGAAGAUUUAUGAGAUUGAGAUGAAGGCUAGGAGUGAGAUGGAGUUGGAGCUGGUGGAGGGGGCGGAUUUUUGGCUUACACCUAGGAGGUUGUUUACGACGAGGAGGGUCUGA
Aspergillus chevalieri is the source of this 1425-nucleotide messenger RNA. RefSeq lists its product as uncharacterized. Gene Ontology annotation, molecular function: transmembrane transporter activity. The record is from RefSeq and is a predicted model, not a curated record. Gene Ontology annotation, biological process: transmembrane transport. The transcript is spliced from 2 exons. Lineage: Eukaryota; Fungi; Ascomycota; Eurotiomycetes; Eurotiales; Aspergillaceae. Bases 1 to 1425 code for a protein of 474 amino acids.